AUAUGAGAAUGACCUUGGUCUUGGUCCGUGGAUUUAGAAUCAAUUUUUUUCUCUUCAUUUAAUAGAUUUUAAAUCCACGGACCAAGAACGUCCAAGAACAUUCUCGUACAUGAACCUGCUCUGUUCACCCAUUCUUGCAUGUCCAAAAACCAUUCUCUUAGAUGCUCAAACCCACCUGCAACUACUUGUAAGUUCCAUCAAAAUUUCCCUUGUCAUCCUCAUUUUUCCUAUAUAUGUAUGUAACCAUCUUUACAUGUCCAAAAAUCUUUCUCUUAGAUGCUUCAACCCACCUGCAAUUCCUCGUAUUCCAUCAACAAAAUUUCCCUUAUCGUCCUCAAUUUUCCUAUGUGUGUAUCCAUCUUUACAUGUCCAAAAACCUUUCUUUUAGAUGGUUAAACCCACCUGCAACUCCUUGUAAGUUCCAUCAACAAUUCCCUUGUCAUCCUCAUUUUUCCUCUCCUCGAUCAUAGCCAUGUCCAGAAAAUUGGAUCUAUUUGAUUUACUUCCCGAAACCAUUCUAUUCCUCAUAGUGUCAUAUCUUCCAUUCAAGGAUGCAGCCAAGACAUCCAUACUCUCCAAGAGAUGGAGAUACAUAUGGCACGCCACUACAAAUAUCGAGUUCAUUGAGAGCUUCUUCAGGAGGCCACAUAUGCUUCAUGGUGGUGGAAGAGAGAGUCAGAAGAGGGCUUUCAUCAACUACGUUGGAAAAUGGAUGAUGCAGUACCAAGAACCCAAGGUAGAUAGGUUCCGAUUAUCGUUCUCUUGCCCUAAUGAGUUUCAUACAGACAUUGAACAGUGGAUUAGGGUAGUUGUAAAUAGGAAUGUUGAGGAACUAGAUCUCAGCUUCUAUUGGUUUGGAUGGGAAGGAAGGUUUCCACCUUAUCAUGCAACUUUGUUCGAUCUACCCUCUUGUUUGUAUGAACAUGGAACACUCCAGUCAUUGAUCUUAGCUGCUUGCAAUCUCAAUGAUUCAAUGAUAAAAAACUUUAGCUCAUUGAAGAACCUCUCACUUGAGUGCAUCAGACUAAAGGAAACAUUUUUUGUGAAUAUGCUUCCAAAUUGUCCAUCACUUGAAAGCUUGAGUCUCAAGAGGUGUGUUGGUCUCAAUGAAAUGAACUUGGAGGAAAGAACAGCUAUGAAGCUGAGAAAAUUGUGUAUAUGUCAUUGUUCUCCCCUUCGAAGCACGAUCAAAAUCUCCACACCAAGUCUUAGAUUUUUCAAGUAUUCUGGUUCAAUCCAAAGCUUACUACUACAACACUUGACAAGCAUUGAGGAGGCUGAUAUUGAUUUUGGGUAUGCAUAUGUACGCACGGAUGAGUUUCGAUACCUCCUUUGUAUCAUUCUUUGGCAUCUUCAUCUUGCAAAGUGCUUAAUUGUCUGCUCUUAUGUGCCUCAGGUUCUUCACAAUAGGUUACUGGAUUUUAUUCCACCUCCUGUACCCCUUGAAGCUAGGCAUUUGAUCAUGAAGGUUGGAUUGCAAGAAAGAGAAUUACCUGGGAUCUUGGCAUUGCUCAUGUAUUGCCCCAAGUUAAACACUCUAACAAUUAAAAUGGGACAUGUGAAAUUCAGAGAUGAUGGUGACCCUUCUGUUGAGUUUGAUUUUAAAGCAUUUUGUAGAGAACGUGAAGUGGGUUUUCAAUGCUUGAGAGAAAAUUUAAAGGUGAUAGAGGUAGAUCUCUAUCAAGGGAUGAAAUCUGAAGAAGAACUACUGCGGUAUCUACUAAAAGAAGCUCAAGUCCUGGAAAGGAUAACUAUAACUACCUGUAAGGAAAUGGAUCCUGAUGAUGCAUAUCCUGAUUUGUACUUUCGAAAUGCUCUAAGGGUUCGAGAUUUUGAGAAAGCUUCUCAUAACCUGUUGGUUUCAAUCCUCUAAAGUGAAAAUUAAGCUACAUGUUCAAAAUGCUGAAAUGAUGAUGAGUGAGAGAUUAGGGAUUCUAUUUUGUUAGGACAGUGUCUGGACCCUUUCCCUUGGUUCUCUGUUUUUGUUUGUCUUCCCUAAUAGUAGUUUGUUGUUGCCGUUGUUGUCAGUAUAUGUGCUUCUCCAUUCUCAUCUCAUCAUCAGUAAGUUUGUGUGUUUGUAUUGUGUAUACAUUCAAGUGUUUCUUUGAAUUUUAGUUUUAAUAUCAUCUUUUCGA
Macadamia integrifolia is the source of this 2135-nucleotide messenger RNA. Its product is annotated as putative F-box/LRR-repeat protein At5g54820. Gene Ontology annotation, molecular function: protein binding. The record is from RefSeq and is a predicted model, not a curated record. The transcript has 3 exons. NCBI's taxonomy places the organism in Eukaryota, Viridiplantae, Streptophyta, Magnoliopsida, Proteales, Proteaceae. The coding region runs from base 473 to 1873 and encodes 466 amino acids.